This is a messenger RNA of Caenorhabditis sp. 36 PRJEB53466, 1350 nucleotides long. NCBI's taxonomy places the organism in Eukaryota, Metazoa, Nematoda, Chromadorea, Rhabditida, Rhabditidae. The record is from the annotation of a GenBank genome assembly.
AUGGAGCGCGAUUUUGGCCUCGGAAUGAUGAAAAAUGACCGGCAACUGUCUGACGAGCCGAAAUUCGCAGUGCCAUCGCCUCGCCAUCCGUCUCGUGGCGACACCUACAACGUGAAAGAACUUCUUGCCAAAGCUGAGACUAACUCGGGAAUGCUCGUCAUCCGUGGUAAGCUUGAAACUCAUCUACGCACAAUAGAAACUGUUCCAGGAGGAAGAGUGAAAGCCGAUUACAGUCGGUUGAAGUUCGAGGAGGACAUUGGGCACGGCAGUUGUGGAACUGUGACUAAGUGCUCUUACGAUGGCGUGAUCAUGGCCGUAAAGACUAUGCCACGCACUUCGAACAACUACGAGAUGUCGCGCAUCUUCAUGGAUCUCGAUGUCAUCUGUCUCUCCUUCGACUGUCCGUACAUUGUCCGUUGCUUCGGGUAUUUUAUCACUCCGGUGAGUUUGGGAAAUCGGGCGUGCACUUUGAGCUGAACAGAAGCUCAGGUUUUCCCUAGGGUACGCCCAAUUAAAGUUGGACUUUCUGAUUUUCAGUAUGACGUUCGUGUUUGCAUGGAAUGCAUGGCGACUUGCCUCGACCGUCUUCUCAGUGUCAUCAGACAGAAAAUCCCGGAGGACGUCAUCGGCAAACUCAGCAUCAGCAUCGUCAAGGCCUUGCACUAUUUGAAGACUAAGCAUGUAAGCUCUCAGAGGGACAAGAACGGAAGAGGGAUAGAAAACCUGUCUAAUCCUAUCUUUUUCAGCAAAUCAUGCACCGUGACGUUAAGCCAUCCAACAUCUUGCUCGACUGGAACGGCAUCAUCAAGCUCUGCGACUUUGGUAUUGCCGGAAAGCUUAUCGAGUCGCGUGCGCAUUCCAAGCAGGCAGGUUGCCCGCUCUACAUGGGUCCUGAGCGUCUGGACCCCAAUAACUUGGAGUCGUAUGACAUUCGCAGUGAUGUUUGGUCAUUGGGACUGACUUUCGUCGAACUGGCGACUGGAAACUAUCCGUACGCGGGCAACGAGUUCGAGAUGAUGACCAAGAUCCUCAGCGGAGACCCACCAUUCCUGAAGACCACCGAUGGCUACAGUCCGGAAUUGUGCCAACUUGUCGAGUGGUGCCUUCAGCGUACCCCAUCCCAACGCCCGAACUACGACGAUAUUUUGGUAAGUCGCGAUCGAUGAAAUGAGCAAGUUUGGAACGAAUCUCCGUUUCCAGAAACAUCCGUUCGUCCAAAUUCACGAGGAAAAAGUUACUGACGUCGAGGAGUGGUUCGCUUCCGUAAUGAUUCAGGCAGAGUCCAAAAAAGCAGAAGAAGCGAAGGCAGCGAACAGAGAACUGGGGAAGGAACUCACAGAUUACGAAUAA